CUAUUUUAUUGCUGUUAUGUUUUAGUUUGGCUAAGAUUGGGGCUGUUUUGUAUUCCAGAUGUUAAUGAUUUUGUGACAGACUGUGACGCUCAAGGUCUAUUUAAGCCUCAUUUUGGUUGCUGUCCACAUAAACACUGCCCUAUCAACUACUUUCCCUUCAAUGUGGUGGCUGCAAAGAUCUGCUUUAACAAUACAGGCAUCAUGGGUGGCAUUAAGAAUAAUGCAGGACAAGGGCUGACCAUUGUGUUAGCAAACGGUGAAACCGGUGAGGUUGUAAGAAAUAAGAACUUUAAUCUGGAAUCUAGAGAUCCCGAGGAAUUACUUGUCUAUCUAAAGACACUAAAACCAGGAAAUAUAGUGCGUGUGGCCUCACACAUCGACCCUACACCAAAGCUGACUGAUGAGAUUAGAGAAAUAUUCACUGCACUGGGCAGCACAGUGGUCAAAUCCCUGAAGCCCAGGGAUAGCUGGGUAUUCACAGGCGCUUAUGGAAUAAAUUAA
This is a messenger RNA of Sinocyclocheilus rhinocerous, 501 nucleotides long. RefSeq names its product protein FAM3C-like. The annotation marks the transcript as partial. The record is from RefSeq and is a predicted model, not a curated record. NCBI's taxonomy places the organism in Eukaryota, Metazoa, Chordata, Actinopteri, Cypriniformes, Cyprinidae. The transcript has 6 exons.